Prorocentrum cordatum is the source of this 1381-nucleotide messenger RNA. Lineage: Eukaryota; Dinophyceae; Prorocentrales; Prorocentraceae. The record is from the annotation of a GenBank genome assembly.
CAUGCUGCCGCCGCUGCCGCUGCGGCUGCCGCUUCCGUCGUUGCUGCUGCAUCGCUCCCAGGGCUGUUUUGGCCUAGCGUCCCCGCUGUGCGUUCCCCCGCUGGGCCGCUGGUGGCGGACGCAUGCGGCUGCCGGAGGCUGCGCAACAGCGCCACGGAUUGCGGAAACCGUUGUCCGCAGCGCUGCUUCUGCCAGCAUGUGGUGGCAUGCCCAUGCGGCACCGGUCGGAGUUCCUUGCCUCUCAGGAGGAGGAUGUGUGGGACUUCCGCCACGUCAGAGACCAGCAGCGGGAGUCCAGUGGCAGCUGGCACCGUCACCGGAUCGCGGACUCCCACGACGGCUUCGGCGGCCGCGUCAGGCUCCAUUACGAGCACAGGCUGCUGCACGGUGACGACCACGCGCUGCACAACCUGGACGAGCACGAGGACCUGACCCACCUCGGCUGCGAGGGCGGCGCGCUGCGCGCGCACUACGCCCACGGCGGGUCGCGGGGCGCGCGGCUGCUCGGGCCGCACAGGCCAGGCAGGCACAGGCUCACCACGCUCCGCGUGGGGUCGUCCUGGGGGUGCGACGCGGGAGUGCUGCCGGGCGGGACGCCUACCAACUUCUUCCGCGUCCUGGGGCACGACUGCCUGGAGGCGGACGCGGGCGGCUGCCACCACCACCACUUCCGGGUGGAGCCCGCGCACCUGCUGGAUGUGUUCGAGGAUCUCCACGUGGACUUCCGCUGGCGCUCAUCUGGCGGCGCCAGCGCCAGCGCCGGCGCCGGCACAGGCGCAGCCAGAGCGGGCGCGGCUGCGGCGUCGGCCCCCGCCGCCCGCGGGCUGCUCGGGCAGCCGCAGGCGCCCGCGCGUCAGCUGGCCCACAACCUGCCGCAGGGCGACCACGAGCUUGUGCUGAACCCGCCGAUGGCGACGGAGGAGGAGAUCGAGGCCGCCUGCCAGGGCGGCGUCAUCCCAGACUCCCACAAGUGGUGGAGCUGCGACGGCUCGGUACUGCAGGAGCACCGCCGGAGACGGGGGCACGUCACGAGGUACGGCCCGUGCGUCUGCCCGAAGGGAUCUUGGUGGGGGAACAAGGGUAGCGUGUGGGCCUGCUGGACCGACCUGUGCGACAACAUGGUGGACAUGGUCGUGGGCUACGACACCUCCAUCAGAACAGCAAGAAGCGGCACGAACAUAAGCUUUCGGAGGUCCGGGCGGUUGUCUUCCCGGCGCGAGGAGCGCGCCAGAGGCGGCGCCAGGGGCGUGGAGAGGAGCGUCCAGCGCCGACCGAAGCAAUGCGCGCGGACCUCCGAAAGGUGGUUCCCAUGCCGUUUUCUGGUGUUCUGUCCAUGUACAGCGGGGAGGAGGCCGCCGCGAGGCGCUGCGAGUCGGACCUC